CGUACCGGACAUACACAGUGCUUCCAUUGUUCCCAGCCUAAUAUGGAAUUCAGUAUGAACCCCAUGAUUUCCUGACACAGACUAGCGAGCAGCAGAGAGCUCACGGAGAGAGAAAAAACACACUCAGGGAAUUUUUUUAAACUUGGUUUCAAACUGGGAUACAAAAAAAAACUAUCGAAAGAAAAAAAAAGUUUAUCUUUGUUUCAAACUGUGAUGAGAAAAACUGCAUCGAAAGAAAAGAAAAAAGUUAAACUGGAUGCAACAUUUUCCUCAGUCAAACUGGAGGCGUUUUUGAAGUUGCUGCUGAAAGAAACAUCGUGAAUUAUCAAUAUGAAGGUUUUCUGAGUGCCAGCCCGAAAGAGCGGAAACUCCCAACACUUCUAAUAUUUGCUGUCAAAAGUUUGAACGCCGUCAAGAAAAGGGAAAACGAACUGAGUCUAAACACACACUCAAGAAAACGCCGUCUUGAGCGAAAUGUUUACCCAAAGAAAAGCCGGACAUCAGCGCUGGUGAACCGUUUAGUCCACGCUGUUCGUGCGAAAGAGCCCGAGGUCAUAAGAAUGAGUAGAGAGGAAGAUGGCAGCAGCUGCAGCAUUGGGAAUAAUGUAAGAAAGAUGUUGAAGUGCGUGGUGGUCGGAGAUGGUGCGGUGGGGAAAACCUGCUUGCUGAUGAGCUAUGCUAAUGACGCUUUCCCAGAGGAAUACUUGCCUACAGUCUUCGAUCACUACGCAGUCAACGUGACGGUUUCAGGGAAGCAACACUUGCUUGGACUCUAUGACACUGCCGGACAGGAAGACUACGAUCAAUUGCGACCACUCUCCUAUCCCAACACAGACGUGUUUCUGAUCUGCUUUUCUGUGGUCAAUCCUGCCUCCUAUCACAACGUCCAGGAGGAAUGGGUGACAGAACUCAAGGCUUGCAUGCCACACGUGCCUUACAUUCUCAUAGGAACGCAGAUUGAUCUGCGUGAUGACCCAAAGACUUUGGCUCGACUGCUUCAUAUGAAGGAGAAACCCAUGACGUACGAGCAGGGAAUUAAAUUAGCAAAAGAGAUCGGAGCCCAGUGCUAUCUGGAGUGUUCUGCUCUCACACAGAAAGGCCUUAAAACUGUGUUUGAUGAAGCCAUCCUUACUAUUUUCAGCCCAAAGAAAAAGAAAAGACGGUGUGUGCGUUGCCAUAGCUGCUGUGCCAUCGUGUGAGCUAACUGGAGAGGAACCAGUGCUGCAGCACCCACAGUCAUUCUUACAGAGAGGAGCUGAUGGUGUUUUUUUAAAAAGCUGCAAAGUCAGCCUUCUUUCUUUCUUAAUCCAUGGACUGCUCCUGUACUGUACAAAACGGGAGCUGUGUCUCUAAUCAUGUCCACUUCAGUAUUUCACAAUCACUUCAAUAGGUUAAUAGCCUAGUACACGUCUUUGCUUAGACACACUGGGCCUGUGAUUUUUAAGAAGUCUACUACUACCUGGAAGACAUGGACAAGGGCUGUGAAGAGGAAAUUCCAGAUGUUUCCUAGAAGAUACACAGCACUGCGAUACAGACAGAGAAACGUUUGGUUCAUCAUUACGGCCUUAUUAUCUGUGUCUAUGACUGUAAGCAGGCAUAAUAAUACCCAUUUCUGCAUCAGAUACAGAUAUUAUUAUUAUUAUACAAAAUGACCACUGUGCUUUUAAAAUGCUGUGGUUACAAACACAUUUGACUACAGCACUGGAGUUUUUUUGUAUCCUCUUUCCAGAAAAUGUAUUUUUCAGACUAAUGUAUGGCUUUAAAUAAUUCUUCUUCUUCUUCUUCUUCUUGUUCUUCUUCUUCAUCAUAGGGUUGGCUGAUUCUGGCUGUGAACUAUAUCUGAGCAACAUAGGAGUUCCUCACAGCAUUAGAAUGUCUGUUUAUGAGCCAUGCAUACACAAAGGAAACCAUAGUUUCGUGAGGGUCAUCUUAACCUGUACCCAGGUUGACUAACGUGGUGUUCAUGCAUUUGAAAUCCUGAAAGCAGGGUCUUUCAUACUCUGUGAUAUAUGACAGGUUUUUAAAUCAACUAUUUAAAAAUGAACACCCUACUCUAUGUAGGUCUUUAAUAAAUGUAAUUUGCAUGUAUCUAAUACAGUACUUUGUGUAGUCUGUUAACUAGACUUGCACACACAGCUCCUGCAUAUAAGGUUAAGUUAUACUGUGGAUCCCAAAGGAAACGUGAUUUAACUAUAUUACUGAAACACCACAGUGGCAAAUGACAGCUCAGAAUAGACUUGUUUCCACAUUCUUACUUCCUAAGAUCAAAGGCAAAAAUAAAUAGUUCCACUACAGCCCCACUUUAGUGCCUUUAAGUAAUGUGUCUCUUGAGUGCCACCAUGACAGCUAGUUGCAGCACUUGAGACUUCAUGUGAUAGCUCUUACUUGGACAAAGAUUGACACUCUUUAUUUGUGAAGAAUGUGCUGAAAUGGUUAGUUUUCCUGUUAUUUCCUGUGCAUCUGAUUUCAGUGCACCAUUUCUUGUUUAAGUGGAUUUUUGUCCUGAGUCGGUUGAGUUAGAGCUGUCAUAAGGUAUAGCGUCAUUUUUCCAUUAGUGAACAGUAGUGAGCGACACCUGAGAUCAGCCUGUGACAGAUGAACACUAAGUGACUUGUCACAGUUGGUCCUGAGAAACAAGCUUUCUUGCUUCUUUGCUCUUAGUCUGUGUGCAAAAUCAAUAUAUUUUUGUUCCAGUUUUAAGUGCCUUAUUAUAGCUUUUAACAAACAUUUGCAGAAUUGUACUUUGAGUUAAUACAUAUUUAAUUGUUGCAUUGUGUUUUCAAUUGCUAGUAUUCAAAGUUUUCAUUCAUUUUUUUUUUUUUAAUGUAUGUAUCGGAUUAGAUUAAGCAAGCAUAAUUUGUGGUAUUUUGCAUUGUAUGAAUAUUGCUAUCUUUACUGUGAGCAAAGAGAACAAUUUACACGUGACUCGCCAAUGCGAUGCAUUUAUAGAAAACGAAGUGCCGGGUUUACAUUUACAUGACUCCAUUAUAGAAGGGUCAUUAGUAGCUAUGGUUCCAUGUAUACUGUGUACUUUAAUAAGUCAUAAUGCUGGUUAUUUGUCAAGUUCCACAAUGACAAUAUAGGACUCACCAAUGCAGAUAAAUACAAACAGUAUGUUCAAUCAUUUCUCUUUAUUUUAACAAAACACAAUCUGUUUUAGGUAUUUUGAAACACAAUGAAAAAAUAUCAUACGCCACAAUAACGAAGUGGGCAAUGCCUGCUUCUUUGAUGCAAGAUGGAUUUUUUUUUUUUUUUUUUACCUUUCUCCAUCUCUUUGUCUCAUCAGCUUUAAUAUCCAUUAGAGCUCAAUCAGAAUCCAUUCUGACAACUUCCAUUUAUUGCCGACGACAAUCAGUGUAAUUGCAUUUGAAUCCAUUACAUCUUGCAGAUUAUUACUUACAAAAUGAAUGCAGUUGGAAAUGUUAAAGUACUCUACAAGUAUUGUUUUUAACUUGCGUAUUAUAUAAUGACAUCCCACGUUUGCCUUUUAGACUGCUUUACUGUACUACUGUUGUUACAUAGGAAAGGUCAGCUGAACACACUGCAGUCUGUUAUCAGUUGCCAUCAGUAUAAUGGCAGCAUACUAAUAUGUUUACAGACCAGUGUUCAUUUCAUACCCCCUCUGUUGAACCAGUAGUAACAGUUAAUUCGCCACUGCUUUUGAAGUAGCCAAAACAAAUGUUGAUGCUUUUAUAAUCAUUUACUAAUAACCUUCUUAGGAGAAAACACUAUUGUGACAAAAUACCUGCAUUUUAUAAAAAGAGGAUUAUUUUGCCGGAUUGCUUUUGCCAAUGAAACAACAGUUUGUGUCUUUUGCUGAAAGUCUGUUUGCCCCGUGUUAAGUGAGGAAGGAGCACACUAGGACAGAAUAUAAAGCAGUUUUCAUACCAAUUUGAAUGCCAAUAUAAAGUUAGCAUUGAAGGUAACCUGGUUUGAAAUCAACUUCCUGGGACAUAUCAUAUUUACCAUUUUUAAACAGGCAGCAUUUUUUAUAUCUGGACUAUUAACGAGACAGGGUUUUUCGGAAUGAAAAAAAAUAUAUAUUUUGAUGUACGAAAAAUGUAUUGUAACUCUUAAAGCAGAAGUCAUGUGAAAUACAAAAAGAAAGUUAAACACGUGGUCAGUUAAACACGUGAACUCACAUUGGGCCAAAUUCAGCAAGCAGUUGCCAUACUGUUGGGCUGGGUUUGCACCGCCUUUUCUGAAUGGAAAAACAAACUGGUAAUGUUGCAGAACAUUCAAUACAUUUCCCAGUAUGUUAAUUCAAGUAAAUGCUUAGUGAACAGGGCGUGUUCUGUACAAGUAGGCGUGUUCUGUCUGGGCAGCAGUGUGGAGUAGUGGUUAGGGCUCUGGACUCUUGACCGGAGGGUUGUGGGUUCAAUCCCAGGUGGGGGACACUGCUGCUGUACCCUUGAGCAAGGUACUUUACCUAGAUUGCUCCAGUAAAAACCCAACUGUAUAAAUGGGUAAUUGUAAGUAAAAAAAAAUAAUAAUAAUAAUGUGAUAUCUUGUAACAAUUGUAAGUCGCCCUGGAUAGGGGCGUCUGUUAAGAAAUAAAUAAUAACAAGUAAUGCCAAAGGUAAAUAAGUCAAGCUAAGCACUGUAUUGGCCAGCAUUGCAACACAUGCUUUGUAAUCCUCUGUAAUGUACAAUAUUUACUAGCUAGCCUCCAGUUGCAUAUGUGUUGCUUUCUGUGCUGCCAGUCAGUUCUGUAAUUGUUUUGAUUGGUACCAGUGUUUAGUUAUAAAAAUUGAAAUAAAAAAAAAUACAAUUCUUCCUUUUGAACAAACAAGGCACUACAGGGUUACAUGGCUGGUUAUGUAUGGUAUUUUCUACAGUGUUUUAAGUAGGAUUCAGUGAACACCAAUGCUUAAUGAGUACUUUUAGAAUAAGGCCGAGGCAAAGUGAUUUCUUUAAAUGAAAGGCAAACAGAUGUUUUGAAAAGGGUCCUGCUCUGCUUUUUCUUUUCAUUGAAAAGCAUUGCAGAGUUCUGCACAUCCCUGGUUUGUGCUUUUGCAAAACUGUCUAUGCAACUGCCCGUUAUGUUUCUAUGAAGGCUAGGCACAACACUGGUAACAGCAAUAACUUGAACAUAAAAUGCAAUGUAGACAUUAUUUAAGUAUUUUAUAUGUAGAAAAAAGAAAUAGUUAACAUGAGUAUAGCAGUUUUUAGUUUUAUUUCCUGUUUAGCCAUUUCAUAGGUUUUGAAUUGAAUUCCCACUUACUGUACAUACAUUGUGGUGAUUAUUAAACUUUAUGAUAAUUCA
Messenger RNA from Acipenser ruthenus (sterlet), 5266 nucleotides. RefSeq names its product rho-related GTP-binding protein RhoJ. The transcript has 5 exons. The coding region runs from base 561 to 1199 and encodes 212 amino acids. Lineage: Eukaryota; Metazoa; Chordata; Actinopteri; Acipenseriformes; Acipenseridae. Gene Ontology annotation, molecular function: GTP binding; GTPase activity. The record is from RefSeq and is a predicted model, not a curated record. Gene Ontology annotation, biological process: small GTPase-mediated signal transduction.